Messenger RNA from Saccostrea cuccullata (small rock oyster), 1380 nucleotides. RefSeq lists its product as uncharacterized. The record is from RefSeq and is a predicted model, not a curated record. Lineage: Eukaryota; Metazoa; Mollusca; Bivalvia; Ostreida; Ostreidae.
UGUCCGAGAUCGGCGUACGCCGAAAUGCGCCGGUCAUAUGACCGGCGUAAAACGGCGAAUUUGCAAAUCAAGUAAACCGGCGUAAAAAGUGUAAAAACAAAGAUGGAGGAACUCGUUGACGGCGUUGUCGUUACAGCUGUUGUAACAAUAGUUACAGAUAUUUUGAGCGAUGAUGAAGAAGAUGAUUAUAUUGAAACAUCUUUUUUUGAGAUAUAUGGGCUAUCAACAGGAUUUAGAGAAGAUAGGAUAAAAUCUCUAGAGUAUUUCGAAUACACGAUUCCGAGAUACCUGCCGGAUUCAUUUAAGCAGUUCUUUAAAGUGUCCCAUGAGACGUUAGAAGUACUUUGUGAAUCAUUAUCUUAGUAUCCAGGUGUUGCCAGAGGCAUAUCCCAGGGGAAGAGAACACAUACCAUUGCAAAAAAAGUAUUGAUGACUGUCAGAUACCUAGUUUCUCAAGAAACUGUAAAAGAAUUAAGUGAUAGGUUUGGUGUAACUGGACAUAGCUUUUUACGAUGCAAAAGACAAGUAAUACAAACAAUGUGUGAUCACCUUCUAUGCAAAUUUAUUACAUGGCCAAAGCAUGAAGAAUUCAGAGAUAUAUGUACAAGAUUUGAUGAGAUGGGAAGGUAUAACUUUCCAGAUAUACUUGGAGCAGUAGAUGGGAGCCACAUUCCAAUUCAGUCUCCUAUUCAAAACCCCAAAUCUUAUUUUAAUCGGAAACAAUUUCAUUCUAUUGUACUUCAAGGUGUUUGUAUAGAUGAUCUUAGAUUUAUUGAUGUGAAUGUAGGAUGGCCAGGUCGAGUCCAUGACGCUAAGGUCCUCCGAAACUCAUCAUUAUGGGAAGAAGGAUUUCAAAACUGUGACAAUGGGAACUACCACCUAGUUGGAGAUGGAGCAUACCCAUUAAAAGAAUGGCUUCUGACUCCAUACAGAGAUAAUGGCCAUCUCUCACAACAACAGACACAGUUUAACAUGGCACUCUCAUCAAAGCUACAAGUCAUUGAGAGAGCAUUCGGUUUGCUGAAAGGGAGAUUCAGGACACUAAAGUUUAUCAAUAUGAAAUCGAUCAAAGAGGUUUGUCAGACUGUUGUUGCUGCGUGUAUUUUGCACAACGUAUGUAUCAUUGAACAUGACUUGUUGGAGGACUUAAUAAAUGAAAAUGAACAUGAUGUUAUUCUAGAAGAAAAUGAUGGAAAUGCAUUGUUAGAGAAUGAUGCACGCGGUCUACAAAAGAGAAUCAACAUUACAAAUAGAAUGUAAUUUGGAUUUGCAUUAUGUAUUAUGAGUAUAAUUCAAAAGAAUUUUCUCUUUUGCUAGCUUAUUGAGUAAAAUUCAUUUUUUGUGAAUUUUUUUUUCUUCUGACAGAAGCUGUACUAUAGC